GUUCGCAAACAUGCGACAUCUAGCUCGCGGAGUCAUGGAGUAGUGUAAACGGAGCUGCGACCAGCAGUGACGGGAACAACGUCGCGCGUUGCAGUCGAUUGUUUCAUUUCCCGAAUCGAUCGGCUAUUAUUAUACAUCAGCGUUCCCAGCUGGAUUGCGCAUUCCGACGAAGAGACUAUUUCUCACGGAAUUUUUGUAAACCACGUGAAAAUGUUUUUCACGAUUAACGCAUUCGCCAGACAUUGACACUUUCUUCUCAACAUACACUCGAUCAUCGGCGCCGAAGGAGAGCGGGAAUUUUGUAUCCAAAAGUAUGCUGUGCAUAAUCAACGCCGUCCGUAAUUGUGGAGUGCAAGAUUCGAAAGAAGAAGGGCAAGAAGGUGAAGAAGCAGGCGAAGAAAACUGUGGAUGAAUAUCAGCUCCGCAGGGAUUUGAGGGAGCAGGCAAAAAUGACAACAUCCGCAGAUUUGGCGCAGGAAGCUGUGACGCAGGCUGCUGUGAAGGAGGAGCCGCGAUUCUCGGAGAAUAUUAGAAUCGGUGGUAUCGAAGGAGGUGGCACACAUUCCACACUUGUAAUACUCAAUGGAAAAGGUGUGAAGUUAACGGAAAUUAAAGGACCGAGUACUAAUCAUUGGGCAAUUGGAAUAGAUGAGACUGCCAUCAGACUUAGUAGAAUGAUAGAGAGAGGUAAAGAAGCGCUAAGUAUACCGGAAUCAGUUCCUUUGGAUUGCGUAGGACUUUGUUUAAGCGGCUGCGAAGAGGAAACCACCAAUCGUCAGCUCGUAGAGACCCUAUUGCAAAAAUAUCCAAACUCGGCCAAAGAUUAUAUGGUCAGCUCAGACUCUCUCGGCAGCCUUAGGACUGGUUUGGAAUCCGGUGGGGUUGUGUUGAUCGCCGGAACUGGUAGCAAUGCUCUGCUGAUCAAUCCUGACGGGACGACUCAUAAUUGCGGAGGAUGGGGACACAUGAUGGGCGAUGAAGGAGGAGCUUACUGGAUCACUCAUCGAGCUUUCAAAUAUGUGUUCGACGAUAUUGACGGCCUCGUAAAAGCGCCGGAGCCUAUAAGCUACGUGUGGCCAGCGAUGAGGAAUUACUUCAAUGUGAUCGACCUAAACGGCAUAUUACCAUAUUUCUAUACAAAAUUCGAUAAAAGCGCUAUUGCUAAUUUCACUAAAGAAAUCGCGACCGGCUGCGAGAGGAAUGAUCCGUUGUGUCUGAAGCUUUUCGAAGAGGCUGGACAGGUCCUGGCGAAACACAUCAUCGCCCUCUGGAAAAAAGCACCGUCUGAGCUCACGUCAGGUUUCGAUGGCUUAAAGGUAAUCUGCGUCGGAUCCGUAUGGAAAUCGUGGAAAUUCAUGGAGAAAGGUUUUGUGGACGAAAUUCGCAACUGUAAUAUCAUAAAACGGUUGAGUUUACUGCGUCUGACGACGACAUCGGCGCUGGGCGCCUGCUAUCUAGCAGCGGAAAAGAUUAAUUGUCCAUUCGUUAAACCGUACGAUGACAAUGUUGAGGUCUUCUAUCUUUACUGCCAAUAAUUUGAAAAGAUAGAGAGAAGAGCUAUUAAAAAAUCGUACCAUUGUUUCUGAUAACGCUCCUGUUCACGGAAACGGGGAAAGUACACGAUAGAGCAUGAAUAAGGAAAUUGUCUAAGCAUCUUCAAGCGGAGAAAAGCGCUGAUCAACAGGCAUUACAUCAUAUGGAUUAUCUUGAACGGUUAACAAUCUGAAAAAGAUUCUGCUUGAUGAUUGCGGAGCACAAGAAUAGAAAUAAAUAAUAAAUAAAUUAAAUCUGCAAAAAUGUAACAAUAAAAAUAUUAUUUUUGUAAAAAUUAUAA
Linepithema humile (Argentine ant) is the source of this 1834-nucleotide messenger RNA. NCBI's taxonomy places the organism in Eukaryota, Metazoa, Arthropoda, Insecta, Hymenoptera, Formicidae. The record is from RefSeq and is a predicted model, not a curated record.